CGUGUUGAAACGAAACUUAAGUAAAACCCCUCAAAGAAAACUGUUUUUUAAAUAGAGCACGUUUGCUUUCUAUUUGUCGCAGCUUUUAUUAAUCAGAAACUUGAGACUUUGCAGAUAUGGCAACUGCCAGCAGUCUGUUGUCAGAGGAGAUGUUCUUAUGCUGCAUCUGUUUGGACGUGUUUACCGAGCCAGUGUCAACCCCGUGUGGCCACAACUUCUGCCGCCCGUGUAUCCACAAGUAUUGGGACUCUAGUGACGUUUGUCAGUGUCCAUUUUGCAAAAGGACAUUUUCUUCGAGACCUGAACUCAACGUCAACACUACCAUGUCUGAGUUAGCGGCUGAGUUUGGAAAGCUGGUCCAAGUCAAAGUGUCAACUUCAGACCGAGAGCUCCCAGAAGGAACAAAUGUUCUUUGUGAUAUCUGCACCGGGAUGAAAGAAAAGGCCGUUAAGUCUUGUUUGAUGUGCCUUACUUCUUUCUGUGUAGUCCACCUGGAGCCUCAUCAGAGAGUUUCAGUGCUUAAGAGCCACAAACUAAUCGAUCCUGUGAUUAAUCUUGAUGAGAGGGUGUGCAAAAUGCACAACAAGAUAACAGAACUGUAUUGUAGGACUGACAAGGCCUGUGUUUGUGUGCUGUGUUUCAAAAGCGAUCACAAGAGUCACAAUGUCAUCUCGCUAGAGGAAGAGUAUGAGGCUGUGUUAGCAAAAAAUGAUGAGGUAAUGGCAAAUAUCCACAAGAUGAUACAAUCACGAUGCGAUAAGAUAGAUGCGAUUGAAAAGUCACUUGAUGCCAGCCAGAAAGAAGCCGAUGAAGAGAAAGAAGCCAGUGUGCAGAUGUUUACUGACUUCAUUCGCUCGAUUCAGAAGAGUCAAGCUGAUGUUGUUGAGGUGAUUGAAGAGAGGCACAGAGCGAUGAAACAAAAGGCUGAAGGUUUUCUGAAAGAGAUGAGGAUGGAAGUUGCUGAGCUUAAAAGCAGAAUAAGCCAGCUGGAGCAGCUGUCACGAUCUGAGGACCAUCACUGUCUUGUCCAGAACUUCUCAAGCUUACGGGCUCCUUCAAGUAAGGACCGGUCCAAUGCUGGUGUUUACAGCAACUUGUCUUUUAAUAAAGUGAGAACAGCCAUGGCUCAGGUGAAACAAACAGCUGAUAUAAUUUUGGAGAAAGUUCCAGAGAUCAAAAUGAAAAGAAUGAGAGAACAUGCAGUAGACUUGACUAUUGAUCCCGACACAGCACAUUGCUCACUUACCAUUAGUCAAGACCGAAAACAAGUUGGAACUGCAGAAAAACAGAAUCUUCCAAAAAAUCCAAAAAGAUUUGAGAUGUAUCCAGAAGUCUUAGCAAAGGAGGGCUUCACAGGGGGGAAGUUUUACUUUGAGGUGCAGGUGAAAGAUAAGAGUAAGUGGACUGUUGGCGUGGUGAGAGAGUCUGUAGAUAGAAAGGGAGACACACGUCUAUCAGUUUCAGAUGGUUAUUGGACCAUCGGGUUAAGUGAGGGCAAGUAUUAUGGAUAUGAAAAUUCAGCUGUUAUAUUGGUACAGUUAAAAAAGCUUCAAAAAGUGGGCAUCUUCGUGGACUACGACAAGGGAGUGGUUUCUUUCUAUGAUGUGGAUUCCAAGUCACACAUCUACUCUUUCAGUGGCUAUCGCUUUAAAGACAAACUUUAUCCAUAUUUUUGCCCUCAUUAUAACACAGACAAAAUGAAUGUUGCCCCUCUUGUCAUAACACCUGUACAUCACAGAUUAGCUUAGUAUGAUCCUCAUUUGCAGAAGACAAACUAGGCUUCAACAUUUCCAUAAUCAGUAUGUAAAACUAUAUCUGCUUGGAAGUUCAUCACCAGAUCAUUCUAUGUGUUUGCCGUCUUUGUCUAAUGUACUAUGCUAUGAUGUUAAUAUAUUUCAGCUAAAAUUACCAGCUGACUUCAUAAUGUAAGUAGGAUAGACUUUGACAAGAUAUUUGUAUGUAUAUUUUUGUAUUUAGACAAGGUUACAUGCAGGCGAAUUUAAAAAAAAAAAAUUACACACACACACAGAAAUACAUGCCAGACCUUUUGCUUUUUGUUAUCAAAUUCAAAUUAAAAGCUUUAUCAGAUUCACAGAAAGAGAUGAUACUAAGAUGAGAAGAUUAACUCUCAGUUUAAGCUGUUUUUUGUAGUUAGCAGUAACUGGAAAUGAAUUGAUUUUAUGUAUUUGAAAAGUUACCUGAAUAAACUUCACCUCAAGACUGA
Messenger RNA from Neolamprologus brichardi, 2224 nucleotides. Its product is annotated as E3 ubiquitin-protein ligase TRIM39-like. Gene Ontology annotation, molecular function: zinc ion binding; protein binding. The record is from RefSeq and is a predicted model, not a curated record. NCBI's taxonomy places the organism in Eukaryota, Metazoa, Chordata, Actinopteri, Cichliformes, Cichlidae.